UUUUUCAUCUUUAACAUUUCCACCUUCCCACAAUCCCCUCCGGUGUGUGUGUCCGCACACACGGCGACAGCGCCUCUCUCGCUCUCUUUCGCUGAGUGUUUAUUAGAUUAGAAACGAAAUUUCGACCCAUUAAUUGCAAAGCAGUUGCGUAGCGUUUUGUUCCUCACCGACGGGGCAGUGAUUGUGGCGCUUGUGUUUGUAGGGAGCGCUCGCGCGUGUGCGUGUGUGUGUAUGUGUCCGUACGUGUGCUAAUAGUGGCGUUCAUCCGCAGCAGGGUACAGAGGGUACACACACUCCAAAACACAUCCCCGCUGUGCCAACGAACUUCGUUUGCCUGUCUGCCUUCCCGCCUUGGAUGUUCGCUGCGGGCCGGGCACCAGAACCACAUCCGACCGUACGUCCGGCUGCUGCCGACAGCGGUUGCAGCUGAAGAGGGCCUCGCGCCAGUUCCCUCCCCGGAACGAUGUGACCCCGAGCCGCCCAAGCGCAUCCUUAUCCGUAGCGAGCGAGCGCGCGAGCGUGUGUGUGUGUGUGUGUGUGUGUGUUGUGAACUAACCACCCAGCCCUUCUCCCACUAUCCCCCCUCCCCUGGUGCGUGGUACGUGCUAGGAGCAGGUGUGUAAAUAGUCCUAGUUUGCUUGUGCGGCCCAAAGCCGCCCUCAAUCAACCUGCACCAACAACCAUCAUUCCCUUCUUGUGCGAUAAAACGGCAGAAAGAGAACGAAAGAGUGCGUGAGAGCGAGAAGGAAAGAGUGAGAGAGCAUCAACCGAUCAACCGCCGGAAUCGGCAACUCCCCUACCCCUCCGAUCAAGCAGUUCCUCAACCAGCGGACGGCGUCCGGCAUUGUCCUUUUGAGUCCGUUUUGCCCUCAACCCGUUGCCCACAAAGCUCUCCGGGCCGCGGAGCGCCCAGCUCGAUGGCUAACGUCGACGAAAAUGGCUGUGCGGGAGCUGCACCGGAUGGACAGCAACCCUUGGAUGGAGCGUACCCACUGCGGAUUAAGGUCGUGGCCGGGCUGCAGCUGGCAAAGAAGGAUAUAUUUGGCGCUAGCGACCCGUACGUGCGCAUUGACGUAAACCAGAUCAGCGGCGACGCGACCGUUCUGUCCAAGUUCACCAAGACGAAGAAGCGGACGCUCCACCCGAAGUGGAACGAGGAGUUCAUCCUGCGCGUCAACCCGGCCGAGCACAAGCUGGUGCUGCAGGUGUUCGACGAGAAUCGGCUCACGCGCGACGACUUUCUCGGCAUGGUCGAGCUGUCGCUCGAUCAGCUGCCGAAGGAGCGGCCGGGCGUCGAGAUCCCGAUCCGUAGCUACCCACUGCGACCGCGCAGGUCAGUUCGCGCUCGUUCGAAUGUGCGGGGCGAGCUGCAACUGUACCACGCGUUCAUUGUCGAUCAGGACAGCAACGAGACUGACUGGGAGAUGGUUGACUCGAAUCCCGUCCCAAGCGUUGCCAGCACGCCGCGUACCUCGACCAGCAAUGCGGCCGCGUUCGAGCUGCCCCAGGGCUGGGAGGAGCGCCAGGACGCGAACGGUCGCACCUACUACGUCAAUCAUGUGGCCCGCUCGACCCAGUGGGAACGUCCCACGGCAGUGCCUAUGGAAGCGAUCGCCGAAAGCGAUAUGGACGUUGCAUUCCAGCGCCGGGUACACAUCAGCGUAGACGACAGCGCAACGUCGGAUACGGGCAGUGUCGGGUCGGAUCUGGCCGCCCUGCAGCUCAACACAUCGCGCAGCAACUCGCUCGUGUCCGCGUCGAACGGAAGUCUCGCGAGCAGCGCCCGUCCCGAUGGUACGGCCGAGGCGGACUCCACCCACACCGUAGUGUUGCGAUCGGGUGCUGCACCCGCUCAGUCCGCACACCGGCAUCUGAGCACACCGCCCCGGCUGCCGGCCGCGCUGGUGCGAAGCAGUACGCGGGCCGUCCCUAUACCAGGCCGGGCGGCGGCGGCGGCGGCACUGAAUCGGUCCAGAAGUGCAGUUUCGCGGUGGACAACGGUGGGUGCAGCGGGGCAGCAGCGCACGGCCCGUCCAGGCAGGCACGAGCAACUGACGGAGGAACCCGCCCAAACCACGGCCGAGGAGAACGGUGAGAACGGCGGGGUGCAGCUACGAUCGUCCGCCCAUCUGGCGGACGGUGGGCGCCGUUCGUCGAGCCGCUCGUCCAUCGGCAGUGACAGCAGCUUGCGGGCGCAGCAGCGGGCCGCAAUCGACGCAGCGGACGAGGACAUGGUGGACGGUGGCGGCGUCGGCCAGACCGUUGUGCGCAGCGGUAGCAGCCACAGUAGCAGCAGCAGCAGUGCCUCCAGCAACUUGAACGGCGACCGGCGACCGUCCACCAGUGGGGGCACCCACCCCCACCAUCAUCAGCACCACAACAACAACAACAACGGGGGUACGUUCGGCACCGGCGCAACGCACGGCAGCAACAGCAUCAACAACAACGACACGAGCGACGACCGCUCCUCGACCCGAUCCUCGACGUCGAACGAGAACGACUCGUCGGGCAGCAGCCCGUCGACUGGCGGAGGCGCCGGUUCGAUGACACUGCCGGCCGGCUGGUCGAUGCAGCUCGCCCCGAACGGGCGCGUCUUCUUCAUCGAUCACAACGAGCGCAAGACGUCGUGGGUGGAUCCGCGAACUGGCCGGGCCAGUCCGAUGCCGACCAGCCAGGGCUCGGCCGCCCUGAACGACGUGCGCCGGCCGGAGGACGGGCUAGCGCCGCUGCCGGAAGGCUGGGAGGAGCGGGUGCACAGCGAUGGCCGUAUCUUCUUUAUCGAUCACAACACCAGAACCACCCAGUGGGAAGAUCCACGGCUGUCCAUACCGAACAUCGCCGGGCAGGCGGUUCCUUACUCGCGCGACUACAAGCGAAAGUACGAGUACCUGAAGACGCAGCUACGAAAACCGCAAAACGUGCCGAACAAGAUCGAAAUCAAGGUGCGCCGUGCGUCCAUCAUGGAGGAUUCCUACCGGAUCAUCAACUCGGUCACGCGGCUCGAUCUGCUCAAGACGAAGCUGUGGAUCGAGUUCGAGGGCGAGGCAGGUCUGGACUAUGGUGGGCUGGCGCGCGAAUGGUUCUACCUGCUGUCGAAGGAAAUGUUCAACCCGUACUACGGCCUGUUCGAGUACUCGGCGAUGGACAACUACACGCUCCAGAUCAACCCGUACAGCGAGCUGUGCAACGAGGACCACCUGCUGUACUUUAGAUUCAUUGGCCGGAUCGCCGGCAUGGCGGUGUACCACGGCAAGCUGCUCGAUGCGUUCUUCAUCCGGCCGUUCUACAAGAUGAUGCUGCAGAAACCGAUCGACCUAAAGGACAUGGAGGCGGUCGACACCGAGUACUACAACUCGCUCGUCUGGAUCAAGGAGAACGACCCGAGCGAGCUGAUGCUGACGUUCUGCGUCGACGAGGAAACGUUCGGGCAGACGACGCAGCACGAGCUGCUGCCGAACGGGGCCGACAUCGACGUGACGAACGAGAACAAGGACGAGUACAUCCGGCUGGUCAUCCAGUGGCGGUUCGUGUCGCGCGUCCAGGUGCAGAUGCAAGCGUUCCUGGACGGGUUCGGUUCGCUGGUGCCGCUCAACCUGCUCAAGAUCUUCGACGAGCACGAGCUGGAGCUGCUGAUGUGCGGCAUUCAGAACAUCGACCUGCGGGACUGGAAGCGCAACACGCUGUACAAGGGCGACUACUACCCGAACCACGUCGUCAUCCAGUGGUUCUGGCGGGCGGUGCUGUCCUUCUCGAACGAGAUGCGCGCCCGGCUGCUGCAGUUCGUGACCGGCACGUCCCGCGUCCCGAUGAACGGCUUCAAGGAACUGUACGGCUCGAACGGCCCGCAAAUGUUCACGAUCGAGAAGUGGGGCACGCCGGAAAACUACCCCCGGGCACACACGUGCUUCAAUCGAUUAGACUUGCCACCGUACGAAAGCUACCAGCAGCUGAAGGAUCGUCUCAUUCAGGCCGUCGAGGGCAGUCAGGGUUUCGCCGGCGUCGAUUAGAUAUGUUAGCGAUACUCACGGUGUCUGCCUGUGCUUUGGUGCGGUCGCUUGCUGCAGCACAGAGAGAGAGAGAGAGAGAGAGAGAGAGAGAGAGAAGACACAUAACAUACACACGCCCCGUCCACACACAGUAUGCCAUCACACGUUCAAUAAGAAGAAACGAAACAACAAUACGGUUAGAGAAAUUUCUUAGCUUCGCAAACACCACAUGGAUGCGCUCCCUUCUCCGAACCCCCCCACUGUACGCCGUCAGCCGGGGCUGCAUUCAGUCCGACAGAUCGGCCAAGCCAAGAAAGAUGCUGGCGGUGGGACGGCUCAUGACAAUCAAGUGUACACACCCUCGGGGCGGGGGUUUGCUCAAACAUGUGCGGUUAGUUAGGUUAGGCGUAAUAGAAAUAGCUAGGCUCUAGGGAUAGGAGAAGACGGUUGCGGCAGGACAACGCAGCAACACAGGCCCGGUGAGCGAAACUUAAACAACGUGAUAUUUGAUACCAGCUGCCAAAAAAGAAAGGAAAACAAGGAAAAAGAAACAUAUUCGAAGGGUAGAAACUCUUGUGCGCGAAAACCAAACGGCAACAAACCGUGCAAAAUCAAACAAACAAACAAAAAAACACCAUCAUCGCAAUCAUCGCGAAAUGAUAAACAAAAACUCGUAGGCAUACGUU
This is a messenger RNA of Anopheles merus, 4672 nucleotides long. Its product is annotated as E3 ubiquitin-protein ligase Nedd-4-like. NCBI's taxonomy places the organism in Eukaryota, Metazoa, Arthropoda, Insecta, Diptera, Culicidae. Gene Ontology annotation, biological process: regulation of dendrite morphogenesis; ubiquitin-dependent protein catabolic process. Bases 918 to 4007 code for a protein of 1029 amino acids. Gene Ontology annotation, molecular function: ubiquitin protein ligase activity; protein binding; sodium channel inhibitor activity. The transcript is spliced from 13 exons. The record is from RefSeq and is a predicted model, not a curated record.